Molecule: messenger RNA, 1576 nt
Organism: Spodoptera litura
Lineage: Eukaryota; Metazoa; Arthropoda; Insecta; Lepidoptera; Noctuidae
Product: lachesin
Biological process (GO): synapse organization
Cellular component (GO): neuron projection membrane
Source: RefSeq, a predicted model, not a curated record
CGCGUAACGGGAGGGUUUGCACGCCUUUUCCUCCGAAUUACGAUUCGCGCGCAGUGUAAAAAAUGCAGUGAAGUGACAUUUGUAAAAGUUGAAGAAAUAUGUGUUUAUUCAAAGUGAGUGUGGUAAAAUUUUGAAAAAAAAAACGAGUGAUUUUUAGUGAUGUGUUAAGUGAUUUUCGGUGUGGAUCCCACGACAGCAAUGUCGGUGGAGGGCCAACGAUGCCUGUGUGUUGUAGUGCUACUCAUACACACAGUCACAGGCGCCGGAGAAGGGCCAUCAUCAGCAAUACCAACCUCCUCUUCAUCAUCAGUGAAACCGGAUCAGAACGAGCUGACAGUCACCUUCCCUCCACUUGAUGACCUAUACAGCAACACUCCUGAAAAGCACUUUGGAACUGAGAACAAUACAGUGGUGACGUCACAGACAGGGUCCACUGCUUUACUGCCGUGUGUCAUCAGGAAUAUUGGAGAUGGAAUUGUAUCAUGGAUAAGAAGAAAAGACUACCACCUACUAACUGUUGGCCUGACCACAUACAGUUCAGACCAAAGGUUUCAAGCCAUUCACUUACAGCAUUCAGAGGACUGGACGCUGAAAGUGAGAUUUGUACAGAAGAGGGACGCUGGCAUCUAUGAGUGCCAAGUGUCCUCCCACCCCCCUACUAGCAUCUUUCUAAGACUUGACGUCGUUGAGGCGCGAGCACAGAUUUCGGGGCCUACGGAAAAGUAUCUGAAGCCUGGAUCGACGUUACGACUUCAGUGCUCCGUGGUACAAACUACAGAAGCGCCUGCUUUUGUGUUCUGGUACCACAACAGCAGAAUGAUAAACUACGACGUGGAACGAGGUAUCAACGUCACCACAGACCCGGUACAGAGACUAUCAGAUCUGCUGAUACCCGCAGCCAGCGUGUCGCAUGCAGGGAACUACACCUGUGUGCCAAACAACGCUGUUCCAGCUAGUAUAUACGUCCAUAUUUUUAAUGGUGAAAACCCCGCCGCUAUGCAGUCUUCUUCGCCUAGUUUCAUCAACCGUCUACAUAAUAUCUUAUUACCAACCCUCAUCAGUUAUAAUCUGAUACGGUGACAAUUUCACUAGCUCAUCAACUGAAAAUGUACCCUAUAUGUAAUAGAGAAAUGGGUUAUUUUUGCGUGGAGUGAAAUUUGACGUAUAAAUUUGAAGGGGUAUUAGGAGUAACGAGAGCGUUGAGUGUACAUGUGUUUUUACUUCGCCUGGUUUCGUUUUAUUUAGAGCGUCGUUUUCGGAAUUGUUUGUUGCUUACGAGGUAAAAAUAUCAGGUGUUUUUGGCUGAUCGAAUUUAUCAUCUAUUUUUAUUUAACUUAAGCUGAUAUUUGUUUGGCUGUAUGUAGGUACUGUUUUAGAGGCUAAACUCAAGUUUCUUUCAUCUCUGUCGUAGAGACUUUUAGCUAUUCAUUAUUGCUAACGCGUCACGGUUUUAAAUGUGGAACUCCUGCAUUUGAAUUAUUAGCUGAGCAAAUGUCAGUUUUGCCAUUCGCUAAACUAUGUAUGUAGUCUAAAACUUCACUGUUAUUCAUAUCAAACUAAGCGGCCUAAACCAGUU